Molecule: messenger RNA, 396 nt
Organism: Ustilago hordei
Lineage: Eukaryota; Fungi; Basidiomycota; Ustilaginomycetes; Ustilaginales; Ustilaginaceae
Exons: 1
Coding region: 1-396 (131 amino acids)
Biological process (GO): translation
Cellular component (GO): ribosome; large ribosomal subunit
Molecular function (GO): structural constituent of ribosome
Source: RefSeq, a predicted model, not a curated record
AUGUUCGGCACAACAUCAAAGCUCCUAUCGAGCUUCGCCAAGCCCGCAUUUGGCUCUGUCCGCUCACCCUCCACACUUCUCACAAGCACAUUCAGCGCAGCACGAUCCUUCUCAUCAUCCAAUAUCGCACAGAAGAGCCCACGGACAAAACACCUCGCACAGCAUGGGAGCGGCGGCAAGCCAAAGUCACACUCGGGUACAAAGAAGAGAUGGACGCCGUUGGGUGGAGGUAGCGGAAAGGCAUACCAGCUUACUUUCAAGCGUGGUAUGGCGGGGAAGGCGCAUUUGAACUCGGGUAUGGCAAGGGAUAGGCUCAACAACCUUGGCGGUACCGUGCUGAGCCCAAGAGGAAGGAUCAACAGGACGUUGAGGAGGUUGUUGGGUCCAAGCCUUUGA